UACCAGCAACGACCUCCGUCGCCGCCGAUUCCACCGGUCAACCUUCUGAAUCGCUCUCCGCCGUCGAUUCUUCCCAACAAGCCACUGAAUAGGUGGCCACCUUCAGUCCUUCCAAACACGCCACAAACUCCAACACACCGCAGUACCGAAAGAUUAAAUGGACCUGUGCCACCGACCACUCUUCCACCAAAGCGGAAGAAUCAUAUACCGAGACCACCCUCAGCUGUACCACCAAAUUUUGCACCACCCGGGAUGACCCCUUUUUUGUUCAACAGAGCGAUGAAAAUUGAACGAAAAGGCAACGUCUUGCUUUGA
Molecule: messenger RNA, 315 nt
Organism: Ostertagia ostertagi
Lineage: Eukaryota; Metazoa; Nematoda; Chromadorea; Rhabditida; Trichostrongylidae
Source: the annotation of a GenBank genome assembly